This is a messenger RNA of Colletotrichum karsti, 972 nucleotides long. Its product is annotated as acylthioesterase ii. The record is from RefSeq and is a predicted model, not a curated record. Gene Ontology annotation, cellular component: peroxisomal matrix. The transcript has a single exon. The coding region runs from base 1 to 972 and encodes 323 amino acids. NCBI's taxonomy places the organism in Eukaryota, Fungi, Ascomycota, Sordariomycetes, Glomerellales, Glomerellaceae. Gene Ontology annotation, molecular function: fatty acyl-CoA hydrolase activity. Gene Ontology annotation, biological process: fatty acid catabolic process; acyl-CoA metabolic process.
AUGGCCGCGACACUGCAAGAACAAGUCUCCGUUGACGCGUUGGGCUUCGACAACUUCAUCAGUCAUAUCAACCCUGGCCGCAUGGGAAAUGCGCAGAAUAUCGCAUACGGAGGAUGCGCCAUUGGCGUCGGCAUCUCAGCAGCGUAUCACACCGUAUCCCCCAACUACCUUCUGUACUCAGUGACCGGAAACUAUCUGGGUCCAGCCUUGACUGAUCGGAAGCUGAAGUGUUCUGUCCGCAAAGUCCGCGACACAAGGACGUUUGCCACGAGGCUGGUCGAGAUCAGCCAAGACCAGGACGAUGGGCAGACGCGGCUCUGCAUGAUCAUGAUGGCCGACUUCCAAGUGAAAGAGGCGGCCUCUUUACUGCUCUACUCGGCCCCUCCCUCCAGGUCGUACUCCCCGCCAGAGAAGUGCCUUGACACGAUCGAGAACGCAGCAGAGUUGGUCCGUAAUGGCAUCGUGUCGGAGAAGCUGUCCAAACUUUACCUCUUGACCUUUGGCUUGAACAAUCACUUCUUCGAAAGCCGUCCAACGCCCGAAGGCGUUGCAUCCAACAACCUUUAUGGCGUGGCGAAGAAAGCCAAGACGCCCCAGGACGACCAACCUCUGACAUCCAAGACGUCCGCCGACUGGUUUCGCUCCCGCCAUCCGAUGGAGAAACUUCAAGACCGGUUUGCUGCUCUUGGUUUCGUACUGGAUGGGGCCUUGUCAUUCAUUCCGCUCACGCACAGUCAGCUGUUCCUUGACGAUGCGGCGGCAUGUUCCAGCCUCGACUUUGCGCUGAGAUUCUUCACCGGUGACGUGGACUUGGAUCAGUGGCACUUGAGAGAGCUAAAGACUAUUGCUGGAAGCGACGGACGCACCUACACCGAGGCAAGGCUUUGGGACAGGAACGGCAACAUGGUUGCGAACAUGACGCAACAGUCGAUUAUGCGACCCCCCAAAACUGUUGUUAAGGCGUCUCUUUGA